AUGAAAAUUAUAGCAAUAUUAUCCAUAGUCCUUACUGUUAUAAAGUUGUCAAUAUCAAAUUGUUACUGGAGUGAAAAUUGUCAUUAUAAAUAUAUUUCAAGCAAAACACCAUACCAGUUUGUCAGAGGAGAUAUCAGAGAUUCAAUUGUUAAAUUAAAAGGUUGCGAACCAAUUAGUAUAUGGGGCUUAUUUAGACAUGGGAAAAGAUAUCCUUCGAAGAGUUAUGGAGGGAAAAUGGAAGAUGCGCUUGCUAUAAGAGAUUAUAUUAUUUCAAGUUAUGAAAAAGGACGUAGUUCUCUUUGCGCACAAGACAUAGAGAACUUGAAAAAUUGGGUCAUAGAUAAAAAAAUGUUUAGUGAGCCUAGGAGUCUUACUACGGAAGGUUAUGAAGAAAUGUUGGGGAUUGGAAAACGGUUCAAGCAAGCAUUCCCGGCAUUGUUGGAAAGUUUAGAAAAGGGUAGUAAUACUAUUCGUCCAGCAUUUGGAAUAUGGAUAGAAAAUAGUGCAAAAGCCUUCGUCAAAGGGCUUGGUAGUAAUAACGUACAUAUUGAAAAAGCUCUGUCUGAUUCGGAUGUAAUGGCUCCUUAUCUGACAUGCGGAAAGUAUCAAAUGGAUGUGCUACAUAACCAGAAUGUAUUUUCCGAGGCAGAAAAAUACAAAUUUAAUCCGGAUUAUCUUGCUGCUAAAGACAGAAUACAAAGAAGAAGCGGUAUUGAUUAUAUUCUCACCGACACAAACGUCACAGCUUUAUACGACCUCUGUCGCCAUACGUGGUCUGGAAGCGAAAAUAAACUCAGCCCAUGGUGUGCACUUUUCACUAAAGAUGAUUUGCAAAUUUUAGAAUAUAUAGAAGAUUUAAAAGCCUACUAUAAAAGCGGUUAUGGAGCACCUAAAAGUGAGGUAUUUGGCAACAUUCCAUUAGGAGACUUAUUCAAUAACUUCCGAAGAACUAAAGACGGCGGAAAAAAGAAAAUCACAGCAUACUUUACUCAUGCAACUAUGUUAGAGAUGGUCUAUACAUCACUGGGCUUAUUUAAAGAUAGUAAACCUUUGAGCAGUGCCAAUAGAGAACGUGAACGUAAAUGGAGAAGUAGUUUUAUGGCUGCUUUCGGUGUGAAUUUUGUUGCUGUUUUAAACAGAUGUGUGGACAACGAAGUGAGUGAUUACGCUGUCGUCUUCUACUUAAAUGAAGAACCUAUUCGAUCUAUCUGUGCAGAUGGAAUCUGUACAUGGAAAGAGUUCGAAGAUAAAUUCUCACCAUUCUUAAAUACAACUAUUGAUUUCUGCGAGUUUAGGUCUGAACCAUAUUAA
Parnassius mnemosyne (clouded apollo) is the source of this 1311-nucleotide messenger RNA. The record is from the annotation of a GenBank genome assembly. Lineage: Eukaryota; Metazoa; Arthropoda; Insecta; Lepidoptera; Papilionidae.